Molecule: messenger RNA, 3733 nt
Organism: Ipomoea nil (Japanese morning glory)
Lineage: Eukaryota; Viridiplantae; Streptophyta; Magnoliopsida; Solanales; Convolvulaceae
Exons: 7
Coding region: 1272-3443 (723 amino acids)
Source: RefSeq, a predicted model, not a curated record
GGAAAGAUGCGAAGAUUGAUUUGGAGUUUGUUGAAGCAAUGUGAUGCGAGUUCUUUAGUAAAUACAUUUGUGACCUGAUUGUUAGAAAGGACUAGUGAAUAACUGAAUAUGAACUCCUCAUGAAGCCACUUGCACUCUAUCAAAGCGAUAGUCAAUUUUCGAGUGCUUCAUAUGUGCACUAAAUAUAGAAUUGUGACCUUAGGUAGAUAGCCUUGACAUUGUCACAAUGUGAGAGUGGUGCAUCCCAUAAAGGGCUAUGUAGUAAUACUGCAUCUAAGUGACCUUGAUCCAGGAUUGCGCCACAGCCAUAUAUUCUGCUUUUGUACUUAAGCGAGGCAUGGUGUGCCAUUUCUUAGAACUACGAUAAAUAAGAUUCGGCCCAAAAAGCACGGCAUAGCAGGGCUGGAGCAUCUAGUGUCUUACCUAUUUCAUUUUCUUCUUUUCCCCCUAGCACCCAAGGUUUUGCUGGUUGAAAGAUGCUAUAAAAAAUCCUGUUGAUAAAUAACACUUAUCUAAUUGCUUCUCUCUCCUUUUUUUUUUUUUUUUUGUUAAGUAGAUUUGUGUCACUUGCAGAUGUACAUUGUGCAUUUAAAUACGGCAUUGCAAUUGAAGAACAUGUUCUUUGUCCACUACAUUACAUUAAAGUUUCAUAGUUCUUUUUUUGUACUAAGAAAACACAUGUUGGUGAAUUUUAUGUACAUUUCGCCAACAGAAGUGGCAAGAUUUUUCGGUAGUGGUAGAUGUGCUUUGAGUGCUAACCUAAAACUCUAAAAGUAAUUGUAGCAUGAGAAGUUGUUAAACAAGAAGGGCAUGACCACAUUGGGGCAGACCCCCCUGCUCUUCUGCGGAGACAGUCCAACCAGCUUCCUUCAAAGGUCAAUGAUGGAGAAGAGCUCUAAAGGAAGGUCAGGCUGUUGACAUCAGGCUAGAGUUGUUGAGCCGGGUUGACAUGUUGUCAAUCUUUAACCAGAUGACCUCGGAAGAAAAGCGCGAGUAUUUCCCGGUCCAAGCCCUCGUAUAUAAAUAUUGCUUAAUUUUCAAAUCCUAGAAAAAUAAAUAAUAAUAUAAAAAUUGCAAAACCUCGGGUCCUUGCAUAGUCGGGAUGAACCUUAGUGAAGAAGCUAUUCGGGUUCCCAAAUUUGUAUAUGCUAUCGUUUCUUCAAUCUGUGUGUCUGAAUCUCCUGAGAGAAGACUCACGUGGAUCACCCUAAGCCCUACAUGUUUUUGCAAAUUUUUUAUCAGGUACCUCUCCUCGUGGGAGUUGUAAUCCCAUGCCCACAUCGGAUAGUGGGGCCGAAUAUGGCCAGAACAGCUAUUGUAGUCCAUCCAAAAACAGUGGGAGUCCAGACCCUUCGUUUUCAAAAACCCUUUCUUCAAGCUCUAGUGAGACCAUUAUCAAGGAAAUUGAAGUGAAUAUCCUCAUGCCUGACCCGAAGACAGUACAAACUAAUGAGAACAAGCCCAUUAUUCCUGGUACUGCUCCACAUACCCUGGUUGUGGAUCAAAUGACGGGGGAAGAUCAGGUAGGAUCUGCUGCGCGCUCAAAAGGGAAAGGAGUGGCUUAUUCUAAUGGAGGCCUGGAAGAGGUGGAUCCAGAUAAGAAUUUUGAAGGGCACUUCCGCCAAAUAAAGAGGCGAGUUGUGCGGGACCUUCCUCUAGACAUUUCAAAAGCAGAAUAUAGUGAGGCACGUAAACUUAUCUCGCGCAAAUUCAAGACAUCAGCUCCGGAUGGAUGUCGCAGUUUGAUGGCCAUGGAUGGGACUUAUGUGGCUGUUCACUAUGACUCCAUCAAGGCAGGUCUGCGUUUCCCCCUGCAUCCAUUUCUGGUGAAGGUGCUACUUCAUUACAACUUGGUCCCUGCAAUGAUCCCUCCUAACGGUCAUCGAUUGAUCACAUUGUUUCUUAUGGGCCAUGCGCUUUUGGGAAAAGAGCCAACAUUGGAGCUGUUUCAAUACAUGUUUAUUAUAUUUGAAGGGGUUGGUGAGAUAGAAGGCUUUGUACAAUUUCAAAGUAGGCCUAAUCGCCGGAUGGUUGAGAAAAUUCCCAAGAACACCAGAAGUUGGAAGUAUAAGUAUUUCUUCGUAAAGUUGGAGCAAGAUGAAGUUGGGUUUGUGAACCAGUGGUCCUCCAAGGUUACUAAGGUUGCCAGCCCCAGCAGGUCAGAUGCCCUCGACAAAGAUGUGGCAGCUCUGAGGGCCUUACAGUUAGAUGGACUGAAGGGCAUCACACCCAAGAUCCUUUCAGAUCUGAAACUUGGCCCUCCAAUCCGGGAUCAGCUGGAUGGAAGUGGUUCAUCAGGCUCAGGUCUUCCAAUCUAUGUGGGGAUCGCUUCAUCUGGAGCUCAUGCACAAGGCUCACCACCCAUUAACAAUGUUCAAGGGGCAUCCAGGUCCGCCAAGACUGAACCAGUGCCAUCUAUCGGGGCUCAAACAUCUAGCCCUCAUGUUGAUACUUCUACCCCUUCAGCCAUUCUAUCUAGAUUAGCCAAGUUGGCCCAAGUCACAGCAAGCUUGAAGAGGAAAACCUUUUCUGCUGGUGGUGCUGCAAAGAAGAUAAGAUUCGGUCUCACUACCAAUCAUAGUUCCUCUGCCUCUCGUUUGGAGGAGAGGGUCAUUCAAUCCAGCAAGGUUUCCCCACAAGUAUUGGCCAAGAUGAUGUCUCGGAGGAAACCAAGCGGCGGGCCUAUGGAGGGAGGAAGAGAGAUUAGAGCCAAACAUGUUCCCGAUCCUGCUGGCAGUCCCUCUGUUCCUCCAACCCAAGUUUGCAAAGCAGAGCCCCAACCUGCUAAUUAUGGUCCCAAUGAACCAGGCUUCAUCCUCGAUGACCCAUCUGCACAAGUCAAGACCAGCAGGCCUACUCACGAGGAGGUGGUAGCAGGAGCUAGAUCCGCUAAGGUAGCUCCACCUGUUACCUCAUCAGAGCCCGCCAGCUCUUCUGCCGAGCCAGUACAGCCAGCUUCCUCCAAAGGUCAACGAUGGAGAAGAGCUCUAAGGGAAGGUCAGGCUGUUGACAUUGGGCUAGAGUUUUUGAGCCAUGUUGACAUGUCAAUCUUUAACAGGAUGAGCUCAGAAGACAAGCGCGAAUAUUUCUUGGUCCAAGCCCUCCAAAAUGCUGCUACCUCCACGAUUUUCAUAGAUCAGAAUGCCGAGCUGGAGGCUGAAUUGCAGGAGGCUCGCAAGAAAAUAUCAGCCCAGGCAGGUCAGCUGGAAGAAGCCAAAGAGAGCUUAUGGGCUGAGCAGGCGAAGACCAAGAAGUUGGAGAAACGGGUCUCUGAACUCGAGAAGGCGGAGCUUGAAGAGCGUGUCCGGGCUGAAUGCAGAACUAGCUUGCCCUUCCUUUCUGAAGUUAUCUCUCAAUUCUCGGUUAAUGAAGAUGGCCAAGAGUUCGUAAUUGGAUGCGGUCGAAUCCAACCCAGCUCUUCACAACACAUUGGAGGAGAGUAGAGCUAAGGCGACUUUCCAGGGUAUGCGGAUGAUGCAGAAGACUAUCUAUGAACAAUUGGAGGUCAUGUGCCCUGGUUUUAAGGCUGAGGAGUGGGGUCUUCCAGAAGAGAUUGCGGAUUUGGAAAGUGAAUGACCUAGGAGCCGAGCUGGCACACCUCCACCUUCUUCUGCUUGACCUGGGCAGCAAACCUGCCUAUAAUUUCCCCAAAAUUAGGUUAUCUUCAUUGUUCUUCAGUAAACAUGGCUUUGGCUAAGCCUGUUCUGAUAUCUUGACUUGCAGUGAGAAGAGA